UUAACUUGGCCUUGUCGCACGCCAGUCUGCUUCUGACAUUCGCGCGCCGCGCUCGAUCGCCGCUUUUAACGUCUGUGAUACUCCGCUGCUGUUGGCCAAAAAGGGCGAAGCCAAAGAGGCUUAGGUUCAAAAAUAAAUAUAUAUAUCUAUAUAUAUUUUCGAUUUUCGUGUAGCGAACUUGAGCUGGGAUUUUAGCGAACGCAAUGAAAACGAUAAGCCACACAAUCGGCAUUCUACUGCUGGCAGCUUACCUUCCCUGCAAAUCCUGGGCAGCACCCGCCCUCCACUUCAGUGACCCAGAGCCAGAUGAACUGGAGGCCUAUCCCACGUCGCCCAGCCAGGUGUUGCCCAUACAACCAGUGCUGAUUUAUCCCAAGCCACGUGAGAAUCUCUACCAGGCGCGUACUUUAGCAGGACGCAAUGACGACCAGGACAUCAUCUUUGUGAAGCUGCUGGAGGAUAAAACCCAUGGCUAUCGGCCCAAGCAGCAACGUCUCAUCAUGGAGGAGACGAAGCCCUCGCAGCGAAGGAGUCUGGGUCUGAAGGACAUAUUCUAUGUGAAGGCGCUCACCAACGGUCGGUUCAGCCACGAGCGACUGAAGGUUUACCGGGUGCCCGAGUUCUACGCCAUCAGUGUUUUUAGCAACGGUGAUAAAUGAGCAGAGACACCGGGUGUUGGCGAUAAAAAAGGAGUAAUAUAAGUUAUUUUUAAGAUGCUAUAAAUAAAUACCUCAGGAGUGCCCAA
Drosophila yakuba is the source of this 745-nucleotide messenger RNA. RefSeq lists its product as uncharacterized. Bases 204 to 659 code for a protein of 151 amino acids. NCBI's taxonomy places the organism in Eukaryota, Metazoa, Arthropoda, Insecta, Diptera, Drosophilidae. The transcript has 2 exons. The record is from RefSeq and is a predicted model, not a curated record.